Messenger RNA from Carcharodon carcharias (great white shark), 772 nucleotides. RefSeq names its product dispanin subfamily A member 2b-like. Gene Ontology annotation, cellular component: plasma membrane. The coding region runs from base 86 to 499 and encodes 137 amino acids. The transcript has 2 exons. NCBI's taxonomy places the organism in Eukaryota, Metazoa, Chordata, Chondrichthyes, Lamniformes, Lamnidae. The record is from RefSeq and is a predicted model, not a curated record.
UGUCUCUCGCUCCGCCCCGCUCUAUAAAUUGUCGAAUGCAAGCAGUUCACAAUCAGUUUCCUCCUUCACUGAGAAAGGAUCCGAGAUGGAGCACAAAGCAGACUCAGUGCCGCUGAAUACCCGUACCUACCCAUACCAGGGGCUGAAGGAGGACGACCAGGCGGUCCAGUCCACCGUCAUUACGGUGGCCCCGUAUGUGCUGCCGGUCCGGGACCACCUGCUCUGGUCCAUCUUCAACUUCCUCUACAUGAAUUUCUGCUGCCUCGGAUUCGUGGCGCUGGUCUUCUCGGUCAAAUCUAGAGAUCGGAAAUCCCUGGGAGAUGCAGAAGGAGCUCAACAUUAUGGCUCUACAGCCCGAUCACUCAACAUUGCAGCCACAGUGCUGACCAUCCUUGCCAUCGUAAUCUGCAUUGUGAUGGUAAUUGUUAGCCUGUCCAUGGUGAAUCACAUCAUACAACAAGAGCAAGAACAGUUUAAUUUCUUUGGAGGUGGAAAUUGAAUGAAGCAAUGGUGGCACUGGCUCAUUGUCCAGGAGCUGAUGCACUCUAUUAUUGCUUUUUUCUAUCUAUAAUAUCUAUGUAAUACUGUCAUGUUUAAAGUGAUCACCUCGCAGCAACACAGAUUUCUUUUCAUUUAAACUUGGUCAAGGUGUGUGUGAUAAGUUAAUAAACCAAUUAAUAACUCAGGACUCUUGGCGUUUGUAGGUGAAAACAGGAAGCUUGCUGUUAAACAUUUCCUCUUGGACAGUAAAAUAAAGACGUUUUACUUGCAA